CAUGCAGAUGCAGGAUUGCAGCGCCACCUGGUGAAUUAUCCAUGUGGAAUGUGCAAGGACGAUGUUAAUCAAGCGGCACACAAUCUGUUUCUUUGAUCGUCUACUAACUCUAGUCGUAGCCUCGGUUUUUGUCUUAUCUUAUAAUAAACAAACACACUAGCAGCCCAUAAUUUCUUCUAAGACGAUAGAUCUGGAUUCACGUUUGGGUUAAAAAACACUAAUUUAAGUAGAUCAAGUAAUCUAAUUUGGACGCCAACCCCACCAACCAAUUCUAGGGUCGCUCUUCUUUCUCACGCCACACUUGCUUGCUGGUAAUAUUUUGGUUCCUUGACAAGUAGCCUACCACAACCCAUAUGACCUUUCCACAAUUUGCAGAAAGGACAAUGUCCAACACAAGACUCCAAAAUGAUGCCAAUUUCUCUCUGAACAUGGUGAGGUUCCUCCAUUACGACUUUCGCAUAAUUAUUUCAAAAUGGGAAUCAAAACCUGUCCCCGUCAUGUCGUAGCAUUUGUUAACCAAAACAACUAAUUUUCAAAUUUCUCGCCCAUUUUUUCCUAUAUAACUUCAACACCAUCCUCAAGAGAAUAUAGAAACGUAGUUUCAUUGCUGCCUAUUUGCUUCCAAUUUAGCACUUCUGUUUCAGGUGUGUCAGGUUUUAAGAAGUGUCAUCUAUGGCAGAUAGUACUGGUGAUACCUUUCAACUUAGUGUUAAGCAGAAUGAACCAAGUCUGGUUCCUCCUGCAGAGGAAACACAGAAGGGUCUGUAUUUCCUCUCUAACCUUGACCAGAACAUUGCAGUGAUAGUUCGUACUAUUUACUGCUUUAAGUCUGAUGUGAAAGGAAAUGAGGAUGCAGUUGAAGUUAUUAAGGAUGCUUUGUCAAAAGUUCUUGUUCACUACUAUCCUAUUGCUGGGCGGUUAACAAUCAGCUCAGAAGGGAAGCUGAUAGUGGACUGCACUGGGGAGGGUGCUGUUUUUGUUGAAGCUGAAGCAAACUGUUCCAUAACUGAGAUAGGAGACACCACAAAGCCUGACCCUGUCACACUUGGGAAGUUGGUUUAUGAUAUUCCGGGUGCACAGAACAUACUUCAGAUGCCUCCUCUUGUGGUUCAGGUGACGAGGUUCAAUUGUGGAGGAUUUGUUCUUGGACUAUGCAUGAACCACUGUAUGUUCGAUGGAAUUGGUGCCAUGGAAUUUGUGAAUUCGUGGGGUGAAACUGCCAGGGGCUUGCCCCUGAAGGUCCCUCCAUUUCUAGAUAGAAGCAUACUCAAAGCCAGAAACCCCCCUAAGACAGAGUUUCCACACCAUGAAUUUGCUGAGAUUGAAGAUGUAUCAAAUACCAGCAAACUUUAUGAAGAAGAAAUGCUUUUUAGAUCGUUCUGUUUUGAUCCUGAGAAGCUUGAACAACUCAAGAGAAAAGCCUUGGAAGAUGGAGUUCUAGCCAAAUGCACUACAUUUGAAGCUCUUUCAGCCUUUGUUUGGAGAGCCCGAUGUCAGGCAUUAAGGAUGCUUCCUGAUCAACAAACAAAAUUGUUGUUUGCUGUAGAUGGACGGUCUAGAUUUGUGCCCCCAAUACCUGAGGGGUACUUUGGCAAUGGAAUUGUGUUAACAAAUUCUUUGUGUAAAGCGGGGGAGUUACAGAACAAUCCUCUGUCAUUUGCAGUAGGAUUAGUUCACAAGGCAGUUAAUUUGGUUAAUGACAGUUAUAUGAGAUCAGCUAUAGACUACUUUGAAGUUACAAGAGCUAGACCUUCUCUGGCUGCUACUCUUUUAAUCACGACUUGGUCCAGGCUAUCCUUCCACACUACAGACUUCGGGUAUGGGGAGCCUAUUUUAUCAGGGCCUGUUGCUUUGCCUGAGAAGGAAGUAAUUCUUUUCCUUUCUCAUGGGGAAGAGAGAAAAAGUAUAAAUGUUCUUCUGGGUUUGCCAGCUUCUGCCAUGAAAAUCUUCGAAGAACUAAUGCAGAUCUGAAUGCUGUGCAGAUUCAAGUUUCCUUCUCCUCGGUCUUGCACUUGUACCUCAAUUUCUACGUCAGUGGUCUCGAGUCCCAUACUUUGAUGAUAAAGCAUAGGUGUAGUUUCUUGAUCUGCUAUAUUUUGCUGCUGCCUUAUUUUAAUGGAUUAUUUGUAUUGUGUUGUC
Molecule: messenger RNA, 2139 nt
Organism: Manihot esculenta (cassava)
Lineage: Eukaryota; Viridiplantae; Streptophyta; Magnoliopsida; Malpighiales; Euphorbiaceae
Product: omega-hydroxypalmitate O-feruloyl transferase
Exons: 3
Coding region: 673-1971 (432 amino acids)
Molecular function (GO): acyltransferase activity, transferring groups other than amino-acyl groups
Source: RefSeq, a predicted model, not a curated record